Hyla sarda is the source of this 1167-nucleotide messenger RNA. RefSeq names its product cAMP-dependent protein kinase inhibitor gamma (gene PKIG). The record is from RefSeq and is a predicted model, not a curated record. Gene Ontology annotation, molecular function: cAMP-dependent protein kinase inhibitor activity. The coding region runs from base 230 to 457 and encodes 75 amino acids. Gene Ontology annotation, cellular component: nucleus; cytoplasm. The transcript has 3 exons. Gene Ontology annotation, biological process: negative regulation of cAMP-dependent protein kinase activity. Lineage: Eukaryota; Metazoa; Chordata; Amphibia; Anura; Hylidae.
GGGAUCUUUUGUGUGGAUGGCUGAGUAAGUGCAUGGCUGACAUCACUGAGUCUAGUAUUGGAUUACAGCAGACAUGGGAACCACCCACUGCAGCCCCAGUAUCCAGCAGUAUGAGGCUGACUGCCUGGACGCUGCCACCCUGGGCUCUUCCCUACUGAUCCAUCCAAGUUCACACUGCCUGGGGGAGAUCCAGCUCUCUAGCUCAUGAAUAUGAUAUGAGAGCGACGUUAUGGAUGUGGAGUCUACAUACUCUGAAUUCAUAACCUGCGACCGAGCCGGAAGGCGGAAUGCGGUACCGGACAUCAAAGAGGAAAGUAGCACUCCGGGGGUGAGGGAACUGUCAGAAAACAUGGGAGACCUGUCCAUCCAAGGAGCAGAAGGACAAGCAGAAGCAGCGGCCUCCAACAGCGGACAAGAACAGACCCCAGAAGCACAAGAUGGCAGCACGCCGUCGUGAAUCGCGUAUAUGUCUUGCAGACAUCAAUGCUGACUGACUUUUUUUUUUUUUUUGUACAAAACUAAGGAACUAUAAGACUGUUCACACAGAGCUUCUGAACGAAGCUGGAAAAAAAAAAAAAAUAAUUCCAGCAAUGAUUACAUGGUGGAGAACGGAAUCACGAUGCAGGACUCCACACGCCUGGUGGCGGCACAUGGUCAUAGCAUAUUCUCAAACUCCACUUGACCUAAACUUGCCUUAGCAGAUUAUAAUUUUUUUCCUUUCUAGAAGAAUCAUAUGCAAUAUUUCAUUGGGAUGAGGUUUUAUGGAUGGUACUGCCCACUCCCCCUAAGGGAUUAUUUAUUGUCCAUAGAGAAGCAUUCAGGAGACAUGGGUCAUAUAGGACCGGAGACCAACGUACAUAUAAAGCACUGCCUUAUAACCUCCGAGUGGACCAAACCAUCUCCGUUCUGAAGCCGGGCGUCCAUGGCGGCUCAUGUAUCCUCCAGACUGCCAUCUUUUUUUUUUUUUUUUUUUUUCUAGUCCACGUUUUUAAGUGCUAUAUCUUUGAUUGACCUAAAAUUCCACAUAGAUCGGGUAUUUAGUUUGCACAGGAAAACAAAAUGGUGUGUAUUUUUUAAACUUUUUUUUUUUUCUGUUAGAAAAACAAAAUGAUUUGCCUCCCCCAAAUAUGAUUUUGUGUGAAUGAAAAAUCUAAUAAACACCAUUAA